AUGCCCAUCCCUGUCGCUAUUGUUGGGUACGGCAACUCGGCACGCACAUUCCACAUUCCGUUUAUUACGUCGCUUCCUGAUCUAUACCGACUUGCUGUUAUUGUGCAACGGCCACGCACACCGACGUCGACGUCGCACGACGCCAAGAAGGCGCACCCAAACGUAAACGUCGUCCCUGACUUGGAUGCUGCGCUCGCGGCACUCCCUGUCGGCACCGGUCUUGUUAUUAUUACCACGGAUAAUGCUUCACAUAUACCGUACGCGAAAAAGGCGCUCGAGUCAGGAAAGCAUGUUUUGGUCGAGAAACCACUCGCACUGCACGAGGAUCAAGUCGAAUCGCUCGAAAACUUGGCACGCGAAAAGGGCUUGGUAUGUACAGUUUACCAGAAUCGUCGGUACGACGGCGACUUUUUGACUUUGAAAUCUUUGCUGCGUUACGAUGGGCAGCAUCCGUCAGCAUUGGGUCUCCCGACAUAUUUUGAAUCCCGCUUUGACCGUUUUCGCCCUAUCGCCAAGGGUGGCUGGCGUGAAGAAGUCGAUCCGCACACAGAAGGUGGUGGUAUGCUGUGGGAUUUGGGUUCACAUCUCGUUGACCAAAUUGUCUCUUUGUUCGGGCCACCGGCUAUGAUCUAUGGGAUGCUCCGCAAUCAGCGGAAUCAAGGACCUGUGAAUGUGGACGACGAUUGGCUUGCUGUUUUGUCAUACCCCGAUAACCCUCCUUUUGCUGGCGAUUUCCAUGCGCCUGGGACGCGUCUUGGGGGACUCCGUGUUGUGCUUGGCGCUACAUGCUUGUCUACGCAUGUCGAUGCUGAGCAGCCGCGAUUCCGUGUGGAAGGUACGCAUGGAUCCUACAUCAAGCGUGGCACGGACCCGCAAGAGGCACAACUCAAGCGUGGAUGGACUCCGAAAACGCACGGCGAGGCGUUUGGUGUAUACGAAAAAAGUGAGCCAGCCGCGGUACGUCUUGCGCGGCUCACUACAUGCUGCACAACAGAAGAGCCGGCUACAGCUGCUAAACCUCCUCCGCUUGCAGUGAGUGAUAUCCCCAUACUCCCUGGCAGUUACGUGAGUUUGUACAGCAAUAUUGCCGACGCGAUUCACGCGGCGGAUGAUGCAAAGGACGCCGCAGAUGCGAGCGACGCUAUCCAGCGUAUCCUGGCUGUAAAUUUGAGUCAAAUAGCCGAUGCUACGCGCGUUCUUCGCAUGAUUCGGCAGAGUGCAGAGGAGGGACGCAGUGUGCCUUUCCGCUGA
Molecule: messenger RNA, 1251 nt
Organism: Malassezia vespertilionis
Lineage: Eukaryota; Fungi; Basidiomycota; Malasseziomycetes; Malasseziales; Malasseziaceae
Exons: 1
Coding region: 1-1251 (416 amino acids)
Molecular function (GO): nucleotide binding
Source: RefSeq, a predicted model, not a curated record